AUGAAUUACGUGCAGCUCGAGAAGCUAGGCGAGGGUACAUACGCCACUGUAUACAAGCCACAGCUCACCGGUGGCUCACAGGGCCGAUCGAGGACAACAAAUGAGAUUGUCGCGCUCAAGGAGAUCCACCUCGAUGCGGAGGAAGGAACACCAUCCACCGCCAUCCGCGAGAUCUCCCUCAUGAAGGAGCUCAAGCACGUUAAUAUCGUCCGCCUCUAUGAUGUGAUCCACACCGAGACCAAGCUCGUUCUUAUCUUUGAGUACUGUGAGCGCGAUUUGAAGAAGUACAUGGAUGUCCAUGGCGAUCGUGGCGCGCUCGAUCCUGUCACCGUACGGAGUUUCAUGUACCAGCUCCUCAAGGGCACCUCGUUCUGCCACGAGAACAGGGUCUUGCAUCGGGACCUCAAGCCACAAAAUCUGCUUAUCAACAGGAAAGGCGAGUUGAAGUUGGGUGAUUUCGGUCUCGCACGAGCGUUUGGAGUUCCCGUCAACACUUUCUCGAACGAGGUCGUUACGCUCUGGUACCGAGCGCCAGACGUUCUUAUGGGUUCAAGGACGUACAACACAUCUAUCGACGUCUGGUCUUGCGGGUGCAUCUUUGCCGAGAUGAUUUCUGGUGUGCCCCUCUUCCGCGGGCGCGACAACCAAGACCAAUUGUUGCACAUCAUGCGUAUCAUUGGAACUCCCGAUGACCGUGUACUUCGCAAGAUUGCCACUGAGGGGCAAACGGAGGGUCAGGCGCAGAAGCAGUACCCCCGCUAUCCCAAAAUCCCAUUCUCACAAGUCCUUCCUAAAGCGUCGCCACAGGCUCUCGACCUCCUCGAGCGACUCCUUCAGUUCGACCCCGCGAAGCGCAUAUCAGCCGCUGAAGCACUACAACAUCCCUACUUCAGUACCUCUCAGCCUAUGUACACCCAACCGACCCCCUUCACUCCCGCCGUCAUUGCGCCUCAGUAUCAAUACCCGCAGGGACAGGGACAGGGUCAGGGCCAAGGUCAAUACCAAUACAAUAGCCAGCAUGAAGCGGCUCGCAACGCUGCUGCGCAGGCCCAGUUGGCCCUCGCACAACCGCAGAUUCCCGGCGCCGGUUACGGCAUGCAAUAUCCUCAGCAACAGUACCAGACGGGCACACGGUAG
Dichomitus squalens LYAD-421 SS1 is the source of this 1137-nucleotide messenger RNA. RefSeq names its product Pkinase-domain-containing protein. Gene Ontology annotation, biological process: protein phosphorylation. Bases 1 to 1137 code for a protein of 378 amino acids. Gene Ontology annotation, cellular component: nucleus; cytoplasm. The record is from RefSeq and is a predicted model, not a curated record. The transcript has 7 exons. Lineage: Eukaryota; Fungi; Basidiomycota; Agaricomycetes; Polyporales; Polyporaceae. Gene Ontology annotation, molecular function: cyclin-dependent protein serine/threonine kinase activity; ATP binding.